AUGGCCGCCAGGUGGGUUUCUUCUCCUGAGGACGAGAUCAAUGAUGUUCAAACUGCAUCAGUCGAUGACGAUUUUUUGUCAAGUGAUGAUGAAUUUUGUUCGACUGAUGAUAAUCCCGCAUUCGGAAAAGUCGACAUCAUAGAUGACCACAAUGAACGAGAUUUCACAGUUCUUGAAAAUAUUGAUCAAUCAAUUCAACUUCCUGAUGCUACAGACAUUGAAUUAUGUAAAGAGAGAAAAUAUGAUUGCCUUGAUCAACACUUGGUAAUAGCUGGUAAAUCGUAUUGGAUUCCUGCUGUCCCUGAUGAUGUUAAGCCAAUAAUAAACCAUAAAUACCCAUCUGACGAUGCAAUUGAAGACAUGUACAGAAGAUUUGCAUGCGCAACAGGUUUUGAUGUUAGAAAGUCAACAAACAAAAAGAAGCGUGGAAUUGUGUACAUUAAAUAUCUUCUAUGUAACAGGGAAGAAAAACACAAUCAUCCACUUAUAUCAAGAGACAAUAUGUUGUUUGCACGUCAUCAUAGGCAGUUGGAUGACACUAAAAAAUCUUUCAUUCUUGCAAUGUCUAAUCAGAAUAUUGGUGCAACCAUAGCUCACAGGUUGUAUACAAGUAUUCUUGGUGGUUACAAUUUUGUAGGCGGUCUAAUUGAUGACUUCAAAAAUUACAUGAGGGAUCUCAAUUGCUUUAUAGGUGGUAGUGAUGCUCAGAUGCUAGUCGACAAGCUGAAUAACAAAAAAGAGAAUGUUAAGAAUUUUUCUUUUGAGUAUCGAGUUGAGAAUAAGCAGUUGAAUGUUAUUUUCUGGGCAGAUGAAACAUCCAAGAUCAAUUAUAAAGAGUUUGGUGAUGUAGUUUCUUUCGAUGCUACUUUUCGAACUAACAGGUACCAUAUGGUUUUUGUCCCUUUUACUGGAAUUGAUAAUCAUAAGAGGUGUGUCACUUUUGGUGUUGGCUUGUUGAGCAGAGAAGACACUGAUUCCUAUAUAUGGUUGUUGAAAUCUUUUCUUAAAGCUUUUGGAAAACAACCAUUGUUGGUUUUAUCUGACCAAGACUCUACAAUGAAGAAAGCCAUCGAAGCUGUUUUCCCACAAUCGAUUCAUUGGCUUUGCAUGUGGUAUAUUACAUCUAAAUUGCCAUUGAAGUUAUUUAUUCUUGUCUAUGUUUCUCUGAACAUUAUCAACAACCCCGAAUUUCGUAAAAAGUUCAACUUCUUGAUAUGGAAUUUGAGGCUUGAAGUUGAUGACUUUGAGGUAGGGUGGAAGUCCUUAUUGAAUGAAUAUAAGCUCACAGAUAAUAAAUGGCUGGAUGAUAUGCAUGGAUUGAGACAUUUCUGGAUACCUGCAUCUUUCAAGCAUGUACCUUUAUCAGGAUUGAUGAGAACCACAUCUAGUUCUGAAACUGCUAUGGAGAAGCAAAGAUUCACUUAG
Messenger RNA from Lactuca sativa (garden lettuce), 1425 nucleotides. RefSeq names its product protein FAR1-RELATED SEQUENCE 5. NCBI's taxonomy places the organism in Eukaryota, Viridiplantae, Streptophyta, Magnoliopsida, Asterales, Asteraceae. The record is from RefSeq and is a predicted model, not a curated record.